Molecule: messenger RNA, 1206 nt
Organism: Camelina sativa (false flax)
Lineage: Eukaryota; Viridiplantae; Streptophyta; Magnoliopsida; Brassicales; Brassicaceae
Source: RefSeq, a predicted model, not a curated record
AUGGAUAAGGAGCUGGGAGAUCCUAUUAUCUUGGGAAGACCUUUCCUAGCCACUGAUGGAGCUGUAAUAGAUGUCAAGGAGGGAUUGGUAACCUUGAACAUAGCUAAGGAUGUGAUCAUGAAAUUUGAUAUCAACAACCCAACCAACUUGCCCUCUAGGUAUCAGCAUUUUGUUCUUAAUGACAAGGGGGGUCAUGAGAUCUCAAGUGAAGUGGAAACUCCCAGGGUUAAGCUCUCUUCUCAAGAGGAAUCAGUUGAAAAGCUCAAGGGUUCAGUUCAGGAGUUGACUGAUUUGGUGAAAGACCUCCAAGUGCAACUCAACAAGAGGCCAUUUUAUGAGAGUGUAGAUGGUUUUGGAAUGAAUUGGACUUGUGCAAGUAGACUCGCAAGCCCACUCGACCGGUCCACCAGAGGUAACCCUCGAGAACUUUGGAACAAAAACUGGAGAUACCUAGCAGAAGAUGUGCAUCAUAACCGAAGGAAGAUCUUUGAUUUCACAGAUUUGGACCUAACCGAUGUAGAACUUGAGCAAUAUGCUUUAAUUGAAAUCGAGGAUCUAUUAGUGGAAAAUGACAAGUCGCUAACAAAUUUCCAUGACAUGCCACUGCCUGACAAAGCUAUUUUGAAAAGAAUCAGCCAUAAUUGUCUUGCAGAAGACCUGCAAUUCGACGUCAACAAAGAGAGGGAUGACCAUUCCAGAUUAUUUCCAUCACUGAAUGAAGAACAAAAACAAGUAUAUAAUGCAGCCUUGAAAUCCGUCGAAAAUAAGUCAGGGAAACUGUUCUUUCUUCUAGGGCCAGGGGGUACAGGAAAAACAUUCCUCUAUCAAACCAUCAUAGCUAAGCUACGUUCAAUCAGAAAAAUAGUAAUCCAUGUUGCAUCCGCUGGAAUAGCAGCUCUCCUCCUACAUGGCGAAAGAACAGCUCAUUCACGAUUCAAGAUUCCAAUAAACAUCAAUGAAGGGUCAACAUGUGAAAUAAAGGCUGGUACAAUGCUAGCUAUGUUAAUAUCAAAGGCCGACUUAGUAAUAUGGGAUGAAGCAUCCAUGGCACAUAGACAUGCGUUUGAAGCAGUGAAUCGAACAAUCAUAGAACUGAUGGCCUUAGACGAUGAGACUGCACUGACCAAGCCGUUUGGAGGAAAAACAGUUUUACUAAGAGGAGAUUUCAGGCAAAUAUUACAUGUUAUUCCCCAAGGAAGUCGCUAG